CUAGGAAUGUCAUUUGUCUGCUCCUAAACAUCCGCAUUUUUAAUGUGGUGCUUUCACUUCAGCAUUUUUUUUCAUUUGACGAAGUGUAGUUUUAAAAUCACUCUGGGUGGAUGACAACAUGUUUGCUCUAUUCUUCUGCUCUGCCAUCUUGCUUUUUGUACCUAUUGCAGAUGGAGAGCCUCUCUUCACUUAUAGUGUGUGGUGGUGUGAAUUUUAUUCCAGCAAUGGUCAUGACAUGGUGUGUAUUGUGCAGUUUUACUUUAACAAGAUGUUAAUACUACAAUAUAACAGCACAUGGGGGAAAUUCGUCGCCUACAGGCCAUAUUCAAUAAAGUAUGCAAAUGUUUUGAACAAAAACCAACAUUUUUUGAAAGAAGAAGCAAAGCUGCUACAAGAAUGCAGAUCUCGAAUUCCACUAAUAUCCAACUUGUUAUCUAAGACAGUCGAGCCCAGUGUCAAGCUGUGGUCAGUUGAAGCCGCAAGCAGCACACAUCCAGCAUUGCUCAUCUGCAACGUAUAUGACUUCUAUCCCAAACCAAUCCGAGUGACGUGGCUGAGGAAUGACAAAAAAGUGACAUCUGGAGUGACGGCCACUGUCGAGCUGUCCAAUGGGAACUGGCUCUAUCAGCUCCAAUCGUACCUGGAGUAUACACCGAUACUUGAUGAGAAAAUCGCAUGCAUGGUGGAACACGGCAGCCUCAUGGAGCCCAAGAUUUAUGGCUGGGACCCGAGGAAUGAGUCAGCAAGGAAUAAGUUCGCUAUCGGGACUGCAGGGCUGCUGCUGGGUUUGAUCUUUCCAGUUGCUGGGACAAUUUACUACAAGACGAAAUCCACUGAGCGGAUUUUGGUGCCAACAACAUAACACACUGCCUGACAGGUGAUAUAAAAGUAAAAAAUAAACACAUUGUCUGGCAUAUAAUGGCCAAAUAUCUUGAGCUUUAAGGACCCAUGAGUUCUGCAGAUCUGAGGAGCUGAGCACAAAACAGCCUCCUGUGGGACUUGAUGUAGCAAAGGGGCUUGAUCCCAAAAUGUAUCUGUGACAUAAGCUAAGAAUAAAUAAAUAGCAUUAUUGUUGAAGGCUGCUCAUCUUCCUCACUGCUGUAUUGUAUGAUGAUAGUGUAAGGUUGCUAUAUUAUUCACAGAGCAGAUAAACUAACACCCAAAUACACAUUUCUGACCCACAUAAUGUCAACAGAAACACCAGUGAAUAUGGAUCCUAUUUUCGUUAUAAUUUGUAUGUGUGUGUUUAUGGGGUGCAGAGACAACAAAUUAGUGAAAAAAAGAUAUGUCAGCGAUUGCUUGGUAUGUGCAUAGAAGAGCAUGCAUUUGAUUUUUGUCAACAAAAUUUUAAAACUGUUCAACUAAACAUAGAAGAAAGGAAAGAAAUGCUUUUGUCAUUUAUUUUAUGCUGUGUUUAUUUUUUUUUUCAAAGCUGAGCUUUUGCAGAGUGAUCUCUUGUGUAAAUGAAAGUCACGAAAUCUCAUCAAUGUGUAUCUAAAUGAGACAAAAUUUCCUUUUCCCCCAGUUUGUAUUCAAAUACCUAUUAAAACAUGGGAUGUUG
Molecule: messenger RNA, 1561 nt
Organism: Thalassophryne amazonica
Lineage: Eukaryota; Metazoa; Chordata; Actinopteri; Batrachoidiformes; Batrachoididae
Product: H-2 class II histocompatibility antigen, E-S beta chain-like
Exons: 5
Coding region: 119-862 (247 amino acids)
Biological process (GO): antigen processing and presentation of exogenous peptide antigen via MHC class II; immune response; positive regulation of T cell activation
Cellular component (GO): membrane; MHC class II protein complex
Molecular function (GO): MHC class II protein complex binding
Source: RefSeq, a predicted model, not a curated record